Toxotes jaculatrix (banded archerfish) is the source of this 2649-nucleotide messenger RNA. RefSeq names its product potassium channel tetramerization domain containing 13 (gene kctd13). Gene Ontology annotation, cellular component: Cul3-RING ubiquitin ligase complex. The transcript is spliced from 7 exons. Bases 425 to 1420 code for a protein of 331 amino acids. Gene Ontology annotation, biological process: proteasome-mediated ubiquitin-dependent protein catabolic process; negative regulation of Rho protein signal transduction; protein ubiquitination. Lineage: Eukaryota; Metazoa; Chordata; Actinopteri; Toxotidae. The record is from RefSeq and is a predicted model, not a curated record. Gene Ontology annotation, molecular function: protein binding; ubiquitin-protein transferase activity.
GUUUCGUUUCCGAUUGACCUAUUUAGCUUCUCACAGUAGCAUCACUCAAUAAUCUUUAUGUGUAACAAUGGAAUUGGCCGUCCCCAGCUUUGCACUUUGCCUUUUUUGACGGCUAGUUCCUGAUUUCUCACCCAAGAAGCGAUACAAAACUAAGGAGCGUUUCCAGCUGUAAGCUUUUUAGCUAACUGGACUAUCUGUUGUUAGCCACUUUGAUUUAGCUGGACUGGCUGCGUUUACAAUGAGCUGUCAAGUGUUGGCUGCGUUGUAAUUUGUCUGUGUGCGUCGGGCUGUUUGUAUUAGCUGGCGGGUUCUGAACGAUUGCUGGCCAGUUAACGCUUACACAUUUAGCUAUCUUAGCUUAGCUAGGUUCGGCCUUUCAGGUCCCUUGGAUGUUCAGUGCGUCGGGAAGUGACUCUUCAGCCCCAUGUCUGCUGAGGCUUCAGUUGGCAGUCACACUGCCGACUCUGCCCAGUCUGCUGUUUCCCAGCCUGCCUGCCACAGCACGGAUGAGCACAGAAAUCGGGGUCUGCUGGGGAGCAAGUAUGUCAAGUUAAAUGUCGGUGGCUCGCUGCAUUAUACGACUGUCCAGACAUUAAGCAAGGAAGACAGUCUGCUGCGGAGCAUAUGCAAUGGAGGAACAGAGGUCACCAUAGACUCAGAAGGUUGGGUCGUUUUGGAUAGGUGUGGCCGACAUUUUGGGCUGGUUUUGAACUUCCUGCGAGAUGGCUCGGUACCACUUCCAGAGGACCACAGAGAACUGGAUGAGGUCCUGAAGGAGGCCCAGUACUAUCGGGUCCAAGGACUCGUCCAGCAUUGCCUCAGUGCCAUGCAGAAACAAAAGGAUGUCUUUGAAAGUGUGUGCCGCAUCCCCAUGAUCACUUCAGCCAAAGAAGAACAGAAGAUGAUUGCUACUUGUAGAAAGCCGGUGGUAAAAUUACAGAACAACAGAGGAAACAACAAAUACUCUUACACAAGCAACUCUGAUGAUAACCUGCUGAAGAACAUUGAACUGUUUGACAAACUUGUGCUACGGUUUAAUGGCCGGGUCCUGUUUGUCAAAGAUGUGCUUGGGGAUGAGAUCUGCUGUUGGUCUUUCUAUGGUGAAGGCCGCAAGAUUGCUGAAGUAUGCUGCACCUCUAUUGUCUAUGCUACAGAGAAGAAGCAGACCAAAGUUGAGUUUCCUGAGGCUCGAAUCUUUGAAGAAACCCUCAAUAUCCUCAUCUAUGAGAACAGCCGAGGAUCUGGUCCAGGAGGCUUACACCUUUUAGAUUCAAGAGGCUCAGGAUCAUCGCUGGGAGCUGGCCAGUCAGAGGAAGAGGGAGCUGUGGGAGGGGACAGACGAGUAAGAAGGAUCCACGUGAGGAGGCAUAUAAUGCAUGACGAAAGAGGGCACGGUCAGCAAACAGUGUAUAAGGACUAAUAAUGUGAAAACAUAAGUUAACAGGAGAGUUACUUGAUGUAAGUUUGUUUUUUGUUGAAUGCUAGCAGAAUGAAAGAGACGUCCUUGAUCAUAGCAAUAGCUAGGUAUUUGGUUAUUUCAUUAAAUGUCUUUAGAUGUCACUGCAGAAAUGUAGGGGUUGAUGACUGAUUUGCAACUGAAGUAAGAGUCGUUUGGAGAUGAAAAAUGCUUCUGUUUACAAGAAAACAAAUUGUGUACAUUAUUUAAAUAGGAAAUGUGUAAAAUUACCUGGGACACGAAACUGGCAUGAAUAUUACUUUGCAAAUAUUAAGGAACCUCCUGAAAGUUACCGAAUUCACUCCGAAGGUGGAUUUUACUCCUUGAUUAGAGAGCCUACUGUUCACGUAGGUGUUAAGGAUAUGCACUGGCAGCCUCUUCUGUGUUUGACUUGCAGGAAACACUGUGUCAGUCAGUUUAUUCAGGUUGUGAAACAUCUGUUGCCUUUUCAUGAGUUGAACUGAGAUGCUGCCGGACAGUGGUGAAUAGAGGAUGGUGAAGUGUAGCUUAGAUAUUUUAACACUGGAAUAAAACUGAGUAGCCAUUUUAGUGAGGUUGUCCAUGAAUGAGAUUGUUGAGCAGCUCAAUUUUCUUUAUUUAAAUGUUUACUGCUGUUGCUUCAAGAUGUUUUUUAUUAAUUAAUUUAUGAACCUAAUUUAUUGUUUGGUAUUUAACUUUUGUAUUAUAUGCAAUCUUUGUGUUAAUUAGCUCUCAACUGAGUUUUAAUUUUUGGAGUGAUAUAAUGCACUCUAUAGCACAUGUCAAAUUUGACCUUUUCUCCUGUAAAUGACUAAAACUUACAUUUCAGUUCUGUGUUUCAAGAGGAACAGAGACCAUUUCUUUGAUAUUGUAUUUCAUUCUGAGCCAUGAUUUUUCACCUGCGCUUUAUGUCUUAUACCAAACCACUGAAAUUUGGUCAAAGUAAUGGGCCAUACAUCGAUGAUUAAAUCAAUUAAUGUUGGGUUGUAUUUUUUAUUUCCCUCAGGGAGAGGAGAAGUAUUUUCUUUCUAAUAUUCACUGGUGUCUUUUGCAAACCAAAUCACUCUGAAUACUGAAAAAAUAUUGAAUGAGAGCAAUAUGUGUCUCAGACCCUUUAUAAAAUCACCUUGGAAUACCUUAAAAUAUGCACUAAUGUAACUUCCGUCCAAUAGUGGUCAUGGGAAUGUUCUGAAUAAAUUACUUAUGAAAGCUUC